Molecule: messenger RNA, 1774 nt
Organism: Rhipicephalus microplus (southern cattle tick)
Lineage: Eukaryota; Metazoa; Arthropoda; Arachnida; Ixodida; Ixodidae
Source: RefSeq, a predicted model, not a curated record
CGCUGCGUUGCGGUCUCGUCGGCGGGAGGUUCGUUCCGACUGCGUUCUUCUCCGACGGACGCCGCCGCUCCAUCCGACGUCUCGGUGAGCUCCGGGUACAGCGCGAGCCGCCCAGAAUCUACGCACCUUUUCCGCAUUGUAGUCGACACCCCACCAUUUGUGUAUCACUAUGGGUCUCAAGAAGGUGAUCAAGUGGGCCCUGGUAUGCGGCCAGCGAAAGAUGCAGCCUAAGAAGUCACCCACGCACUUCGUCUGCAGCAAGAUGUACAGCGACGGCAAUCGUCAGACACGUCGGCUUCUGGUUCUGCUAGAAGACCUGCGGCAGCUGUACGCCAGUUCGUGGGGCAAUGUCAUGGCUAGCCUGGAGACGUGCUUCGACGCAAUGCAGGGCCGCGAGCCGGGUCUCCUGAAGAGCAUGUGCUCCGUGGUGCUGCUAUGGGUGCAACUGGGCGACACAGUGGCCAAGGAUUUCGACCCCGACCUGUGGCAUCAACCGACGCUGCAGAGCAUCAACGACCUCAACGACGCCCUCCUGCGACUCUGGAAGGUUGCCAUGGACAAGACGGCCGAACUCGUCUACAAGAUCAUUCCCGGGACGACGCCGGACGUUGCCAUGGUGAUCGAGAAGGAGUACCAGGCGUGUCGCCAAGAGACGUGGACGCUGUUUCAGGUGACCCCCGAGACGCUCGAGAACUACGUGGACACGCUCAAGAUGUACACGAGCAACACGUCCAUCUGGCAUCUGGACGAGCGCAAGUUCCUCAACACGGACGCCACCUUGGUCAAGUCGCUGAGCCAGUUGAACAUCGCAGCCUCCUAACCCUAGCUCUCGAGGAAGGCCCGCUAGCCGCCAUUGCGGAACCGUCGCAUAGAUAGUGACCGACUAGACUGAAAUAACGAUCCAGCUAGUCCUACUAAUUUAAACCUCAUUGAGCAAAUGCCAAAGCAUGAAAAACCGACCGCAUGCAAAGUAGCGAGCAUGAACGCGCGCAUCCUCCGUUGUCACGUAUAGUGGUAACCGUCGCGGCAUGCUCGUUUAAUAUGUUCAUUGACAUUGAAGAUCACGAGCCAUAUCGAUUGAUUUUCUGCAAACUGCACGUUUCCUUUAACCGCUGAUUAGACAGAUGUUCCGUGGGAAAAGAUUUGUAAAAAAAUAAGAAAUUGAAACCGAAAAGGUUUUUGAACCUCAUAUACCUGGACAAAGAAACAAGUGUGGAAAAAGUCUAGAUUUAGUCAUUUUUCGGGUCAUUCUUAAUAUAAUUCCUUGUGAGGCGCCAUUUCGCUUGAAGAUAUUAAAAAACAAGAAACAAAUGCAAUCUAAGACUACUCGUAAUAGAGAUAUUCUCGUGCUAGUGAGAAAAAAAAGUGUAUAUCACAAGGUAAAAUGACUUCUUUUAGAUUUUAAACUGUAGCGUUGAUUUGCAUGACAACGAAUGAUAGGUACGUGAUCCUUCGUAAGUUCUCCGGGUUUUUAAAAUUUUACCAAAGACUUAUGGAAAGGACAACAAGCCCAAGUCACAUCGACACCUUCGUGACACGCCACUUUUCGCACGACAAGUGAGACCAGUGCCGUUCUGGACCGGAACGCCGCUGGUACACCCUGUAAAUAAAAACUGCCACCGAACUUCGUGAUGCGCUAUGCAACGCUGCCGCGUGCCGCCAUAUUUGUACAAAGUCGGUCGUUUCGUCCGCGUCUGUGUGUAUGCAUCGAUCUGUGAUUGUAUAUGUGUGGAUUUUGUCUGAAUGCGUAAUAAAGGAUACUAAACAACAAAAC